AUGGCGGGUUUGAGCGAUGCGUACACAUUGCUCUGUAAACAUAAAAAUAGUUUAAUUCGCGAGUUAAAUUCUACGAAUAUUCUGUCGGAGUUAGUGAAAAAUCAAGUGUUUACGGCUGCCGAAGAAAAUCUAGUGUUGAGUGAGGAUGAUGAUGAUGUGAAGUGCGAUAUUUUCAUUAGAUUACUGUCGGAAAAAAGUGUGGAUAUCAUUCGCGAGUUCUGCUAUGCUUUGGAUAACGAAUGCACCCAUGUGGUAAAGCUGAACGAUCUCACCAGUGAUUCUCCUGAGGCCAACGAGGAGAUGGGGGAGACAUUGCGACACAUAGAUUCCGACAAAGAAAGUGAGGAGUCUUGCGACCGUCUCAGGUAA
Bemisia tabaci is the source of this 369-nucleotide messenger RNA. The record is from RefSeq and is a predicted model, not a curated record. Lineage: Eukaryota; Metazoa; Arthropoda; Insecta; Hemiptera; Aleyrodidae.